This is a messenger RNA of Solea solea (common sole), 3071 nucleotides long. RefSeq names its product serine protease FAM111A-like. Bases 1 to 1491 code for a protein of 496 amino acids. The record is from RefSeq and is a predicted model, not a curated record. Lineage: Eukaryota; Metazoa; Chordata; Actinopteri; Pleuronectiformes; Soleidae. The transcript has a single exon.
AUGGAUAAUAAAAUCAUCGAAAGAAAAACCAAAGAGGAUCUACCUAUACGCCCAGAGGAAGAAUAUGCCAUAUUCUUCAUUGACAAAGAUUUUGGACUAAAUUGCGAAAAAAAGCAGCUCUUCAUAAACAAUGCUCUCAAAAAAAUAAAGUACGUCUGUAUUUAUGGAGACAAAGAGAUGACUGUGGUAGAAGCUCUGAAAAAAGAUGGUCGCUUUGUUGAUGAUCUUGUCAGUUUCUAUCUGGAAGACAUUGAUAAAAAGGAACAAACGUACGAGUGUAUGAUGAAAAUUAAGUUUUUACAUGGGAAGAAAUUCAAGAUAUGCAUGAGGAGAGGGGAAUCUGGCAAACUGCAGGGAACCCCAGGAGCAAAGGGCAGUGACAACCUGCAGGAAACCCCAGGAGCACAUCAGAAAGGAGUCAGUGUGAUAAGAGCAGGGGAAAGGACAAACGACGACAACACAGAGGAGAUUCGUCAAAUACUGUGUGACCAGUUUCCACAGCUGAGAGCACUUAUGGAAGAAAGGGUCCGUCAAAGACCUUUUGAGGAGCUGCUGGAAUUGAAGAAGGAAAAUUUUGGAAAAAUCCAACAAUCAUUCAGCAAAGUUCACAGAGUCAGAGAGCUGCUGAAACUGAGCAAAUCAGUGUGUAAGAUUGUGGUUUAUGACAUUUGUGUGGGCACUGGCUUUGUCCUGUUUGACGACUUAAUCCUGACCAAUGCACAUUUAUUUGACAAAGUACAGCCAGAAAAUGAUGUACAAGUCUUUGCCCUAUUUGACUUUGAACUACCCCAGCCAGAAACAGAUUACUGCGGAUUCUCGUGUGAGAAAGAAUUUAUCGACAUUGACAAAGAGCUAGAUUAUGCCGUACUUAAGCUCUGUCCAAGAGGCAAAAGAUCAAAAUCUCAAAGUAAAAAGAGCGUUGAGAUACCACCAGGACUCCUGAAGAAGUUUGGUCCAGUACCUGAGAAUGGUGAAGCCUGUAUCAUCGGACACCCACAAGGAGACAUUAAAAAAAUGGAUCCAACAUGUAUCAUUGAGGAGGAGGAAAGGAUCAAAGAGAUCAAUGAGCACGUGAGUCAGUACAAAGACAACGUAUUCAUUAUCCAGUCAGUCGAGCAUGAGCUCAAAAACCAAGGCAUUGAAAACAUACUGAAGGAUGGAGCUGAAGCAGACAAACAUGUGACCUGCAACACUUUCAUGUAUCAUGGCUCUUCUGGCUCCCCAGUGUUUGAUCAGUCGUGUCAAGUUUUCGGUUUGCACACGGCAGAAUUCACCUACACAUGGCCAAAGGGCUCUGGAGAGAGCGUGAUUGAGUAUGCCCUUCCUCUGCUUCACAUAUUCAACAAGUUUGUGAGCAAUCUCAGGGAGAAGAACAAUAAGACGCUGUUGGCGAGAAUCACUGAAGAAGCAAAAGGAAACCAGCACCUAAAAAAUGUACUAGAUCUCCGUCCUACACCUGAUCCUACACCUGAGCCCGUGCACACCAAUUAGGUGAUCGGACCAGAGGUUCCUCAGCCAAACACAUCUGGCUGCAUAGGUUAUCGUUUUCAUGUUCAAAAAAAAAACCCCGCUGUGCUGUAUGACCCACGGAUUCUCAAAGACUGAGUCGGGACGCAAACAUGGAACACUGAGUUUUUUGGGGGGUAAAGAUUUAUGCAGUGUUCGAAUUACGUGGGAGCCAAUGGGAGCUGGGCGCCCACGAAAAGGGGUUGGGCUUCCAUGAAGGUAGUUGAAUCGUACAUCUGGGGGGGUCAUUAGAAAUAUAACCAAAAACAAUUUUGCCUUUGCCUUUUUCUCUGGCCUGCACUAAACACACGUCAUUUUGUUCACACUUACUCGUUUUCUCUUUUGUACAAACCAGAAAAAAGGAGAAAAUCUGGUCCCCACCAGUCCGAACUUAUUAUUUUAUUAUUUUAAUCACAAUCAAUGCAGUUGUCAAAGUAAAGAGUAUAAUUUACAUAUACGAGAUAAACAAUUCGAACCCUGAAUUUUUGUAUAGAUGUAUUUCUAGUUAGUUAGUUGGUUAGUUAGUUAGUUUGCUCUUGUCAUAAUUGGUGCUGUGAUGUAGUUGAUAAUAGUUUGUCAUUUUUAACAAGUUGGUCCCCAUAUAUAAAGUUUGGGACACUAAUGUAAUCACCUACAAAAAUGAAAGAAAUUCAAAAAAAUUUGGAAAACAAAUCUGUUUUUUUUGUUAAAUCUGUUAAAUGUUACUCAUGUUGUUUUUUUUUAUCAUUGACUUUGUAUCAGCUUGUAUUAUUAUCAUUAUUAUUAUUACACAUUAAAGAGCUUUGUUGUGAUUUUGUUUUUUAUAGCACAGGUGAUCAUAGUCUGUAUGUGGAGAGAAGCCAUUUUAGCAGUGCCUGAAACCUGUGUUCUCUUGAAUUACCACCAGGGGGCGAUUCCAUGGGUUUGUGUGUAUGUUUCAAUCAAUGAGCCUACGUCUCAUUUCAUUUAUGAUGCUUUUUAGACUCAUUUAUGAGCCUAUUUUCCAAAAGAGAUAAGAGUAUGUUAAUGUAAAAAAAUAAAUAAACCAGAAAUGAAAUAAAAGUUACACCCAAAAAACAUCUAUCGUCUACCUCUUUAUCCUCAAGCCACAACAAAGAGUAAAUUGUGAUUUUAGCUCACAGGGUCACAGGAAAUGCUGGUCUGCUCCCUCAUGUGGUCAGUUUUUGUCAUUGUGGUGAAUCGAAAUGAAGGAUUUCAAACACUGAAGUCACAAAAUAAGACAUUUGAAUUUAGUGAUGGAGGCAGCAGAGGAUCAACAAACACUGUGUACUGUGAUGUUAAAAUCACUGAUUUUUUUUCUAUGGACUUUGGUGUGGGAGAGUGAGUGGAGUUUUAUGUGAGCCUGCUUUGCUUCAGCAUGUCUUGGCACAUGGGGGCGCUCACGACUCAGUCGAAACUAUGUGUCCACGCCUUAAAUUUGUCUCAUUGUGUGUGAAGUAUUUAUUUGUACUUUAUUACAGCUGAACAGGAAAUGACAACAACCUCAACAGCUUUUGAAAUGUAAAAUAAAAAAAGCUCUUCUUUUUUUAUAAAACAAAUAAUAAAAUACAUCUGUGUCCCUUUUA